CUCUCAUUUCUGUCUCUCUCUCUCUCUCUCUCUCUCUCUCUCUCUCUUGAACCUUUUCUCUUCUUUUUUUACUAUUAUUGUUUAGUUCCAACUUGGACUAGAUUUUACUGGUUUGAACAGAAAAUCGCCAAUAUCGAGUUUAAAAAUCUCUCACUUGAUCAUUUCGACCUAUUCUCACUCACAUUAAUUCUCUUUCAUUCAAUUGCCAACCUGUUGCUUUUUUUACUUUGCAAUUCUGCAAUUUGACCAAUCGCCUUGUCCUUUUUCUGUGGAGGAGAUGGAGAAGGAGGCGGACGAAUAUCAGGGAUGCAAAGGAAUUGAGAGAGAGAAAAGGAAAAUAAACAGAAAGAGAGCAAAAUAGGUGAGCUUAGAGAGAGAGAGCGAGAGAGAAAAGAUCGUAAAGUUCAAGGUGAUGGACAAUCAGUGAGAGAGAACAAAAAGAAGAAAAUAAGAAAUGUAAUAAAUAGUCCGGCGAUGUUAAAAUUAUCCCAAACUAAAUGUCAAACUUUUAAAGGUAACUUUAAGUUUAUCAAUUUAUUUUAUCGAAUAAAAAAAGUUUCAAUUGUAAUUCUGUUUAAUUGUCAACAUUUUCAACAGUCUAAUUCUUGACACAGAGAUAUGACUCCAUCAUACAGAAUACUUGUGACCAGCAUAGAUGCUUGUGGUCAUAUUAAUGCCUCUCUUGGGUUUGGUGAGUUACUCCAAAGUCGAGGUCAUACAAUUAUCUUCACGAAUCGAGAAAAAUAUAAGCAUCUUGCCGAGAAACGAGAUUUCCAAUUUGUACCAUUCGAUGAGGAUGUUUUCGUCGGUGAAAAGUUGACUCCAUUCAUGGCCUGGUUGGAGCGAAGCUACGAUUUAUUUCAUAAAGAUGCUACCGAAAGGUUCAAGUGUUUCACUCAAAAAGAUCGUGAUUCUUAUGCUGAAUUUGUAGAAGGUUAUAUCAAGACGAACGAAGCCUUAGAACGAGUCUUGAAAAGUAUCGAAGUUGAUCUUAUAAUUGGCGAUCUUCUUGUUCCGUUUCCCGUUAUGGCGAAAUCAAAGAUUCCUUAUAUUCCUCUUGCUUCUCUUAACCCAUUGGUGCUUUUCUUAAAUGGUCCACCAGAAUUUUCGGGUUUAUCGGUAACAAGUGGACCAAAUGAACGGAAAGAGUUUCGAGACGCUUUCGAAUGGGCAAUGACCCCACACAAAGAAAAGAUCAACAAAUGGUUAAACGAACACGAUUUACCAGGUCUAUUCGAACCGGCCUGGUUUCUUGAUCGACCGAAACAUUUUGGAUUCUAUCAUUACCCAGAAGAUUUAGAUUACACCGAAGUAGGACCAGUUCUAGAUAAUUGGGUUCGAGUUGAUUUAUCUAUUCGAAAACCUGAUGCCGAUUAUUUUGUUCUACCCGAUUGUUUAACCAACAGAACGGGUAAGUUGAUCUACUUUUCAAUGGGCUCACAGUUUUCAGCUGAUCUUCAAUUGAUGCGACAAUUGAUCAAAAUUCUGGCCAAAAGUCCACAUCGAUUUAUCGUCUCAAAAGGACCUAAAGGAGAUCAACUUGAUCUACCAGAUAAUAUGUGGGGUGAAAAUUAUGUUAACCAGUUAAGAGUAUUACCUGAGGUGGACAUGGUGAUCACUCAUGGUGGUAACAAUACAAUCAUCGAAACAUUUUACCAUAAGAAACCGAUGAUUGUGGUACCUUAUUAUUUUGACCAAUUGGACAAUGCGGCUCGAAUAGUGGACAAGAAUUUGGGCCGACGAAUUGACCCUUGGAAUAUCGAUGAGAAAUAUUUCCUCGAAAGUAUUGAGAUAGUUCUUAAUGAUGGAGAAUUGAAAACUCGAAUUGAAACGAUUGGUAACAACAUGAGAAAUACGAAAAGUCGACGAAAAGCCGCUGAAAUGGUCGAGAAGUUGAUUGAACAAAUUCGAGAAGAAAAAAGUUCGACACUAAUUAAUAGUUCUAAAUUGUGAAAACAAAUCAACGACGAUUUUAUACCUUAUCCAUCAAUCAUUGGAAAUUAAUUCAUCUCAAUUUACUCCAUUAAUUAACUUCCAUAAUUAGCUUUUGUCGAUCAUCAUUAUCAGUUGAUUAAAGUAUUGAAACAAUUUCUCAACGAUUUUCUAA
Molecule: messenger RNA, 2107 nt
Organism: Panonychus citri (citrus red mite)
Lineage: Eukaryota; Metazoa; Arthropoda; Arachnida; Trombidiformes; Tetranychidae
Molecular function (GO): hexosyltransferase activity; UDP-glycosyltransferase activity
Source: RefSeq, a predicted model, not a curated record